GCGGACUCGGGCUCGACGGGAGGCUCGCGGCCCCUGUGUUUCCCGCCAGUCCUGUGGCCGCUGCUCUUCCCUGCACGUGGGAGCCUGACCCUUUUGAGUUUUUCCAUUCAACGGCAACAUGGGCGACAACGAAGAGCAUACGAUCGCGGAGGAUCUCGUCGUGACCAAGUAUAAGAUGGCCGGCGAGAUUGUCAACCGGACGUUGAAGAAGCUUGUGGAAAUGUGCGUCCCUGAUGCAUCAGUUCGUGGCAUCUGUGUUGAGGGUGACAAAAUGCUUAUGGAGGAAUGCAAUAAAGUAUUCAAGAAGGAGAAAACCAUGAAAAAGGGCCUUGCUUUUCCAGUGUGUGUUUCAGUUAAUAACUGCAUCAACCACUAUUCACCCCUGUUCUCGGACAAGGACAGCACACUGAAGAAUGGUGAUAUGGUCAAAAUUGACAUGGGUGCCCACUUAGAUGGGUUCAUUGCUGUAGUUGGCCACACUGUUGUUGUUGGUGCUUCAAAAGAAAGCAAGGUUACCGGACGAAAAGCUGAUGCGAUUCUAGCUGCAUAUUAUUCUUCAGAGGCUGCACUUCGACUUGUGAAACCUGGCAACCAGAACUUCGCUGUUACAGAUACUGUCACAAAGAUUAGCAAGACCUUUAAGUGUAAACCGGUGGAAGGCAUGUUGUCUUUCCAGCUUCAACAGGGACGUAUUGAUGGUGAAAAGACUAUCAUCCAGAACCCAACAGAAGCACAGCGGAAGGAAGUAGAAAAACAGACCUUUGAAACACAUGAAGUUUAUGCAGUAGAUGUCAUUGUUUCCACAGGAGAAGGCCAGGGCAGGGAGAUGGAUGCACGUGUUACAAUAUUUAGGAAAACUGAUGAAAUUUACCAUCUGAAGUUGAAGGCAUCCCGUGAAUUCUUCGCUCAGGUCCAGAAAAGUUACCGUGAUAUGCCUUUCAAUUUGCGAUUAUUUGAGGAUGAGAAGAAAGCACGAAUGGGUGUCCUAGAAUGUGUAUCUCACAAGUUGAUUGAUCCAUACCCAGUCUUGUGGGAACGGAAAGGAGAAUUUGUUGCACAGUUCAAGUUUACUGUACUCUUAAUGCCUGGUGGACAACACAGGAUUACAGGAUUGCCAUUUGAUCUUGACUUGUUUGAAUCCCAACACAAGAUUGAAGAUCCUGAACUGAAGCAACUGAUCAUCUCUUCUGUUAGUAACAAGAAUUCAAAGAAGAAGAAGAAGGCUGAUAAAGAGACUGCAACAGUGGUGAAGAAAGGAGACUAGCAAAACUCCACUCUAGGAAAUACAAGCCCCAUUGAAGCCAGAUGUGUAGAAGGGAGGAUGCUUCAGGAAAGUGUAUUUAGAAAAGGGGCUGGUUUUGGAGAGUCCCAGGACCACUUUUCUUUCCUUGGGAACUGGAGGAGCUUUUUUGCUGUAUCCACAGUCCGACAUCAUUUCCUCUUGAUAGGCCAACAAAUGCUCAGAAAUUCAUCAGUGUGGUAUAGUCUCAAACUGCCAUUGAGAAACCACUUCUUUUCCUCCUCCAUAAUUUUUCUAAUUUUAAUCCUUGAUUUUACUCUCAUCUCCUUUCCUUUAUUGCUUUAUACUCUUCCUGAUGAUUUCUAAUAGGCUGUACUUUUUAUUCAGUUGAAUUUUAUAAUUGGAUUUUUUGUGCAUUUCAAAAUUUUUUUUGGUGUCAAGAGGCCUGCAGGGAAUAUGGGAGACUGUAUAACAGUAAUAUUAAAUUCCAAUUGAAUAUGAGGAUGGGUAUAUCAUU
Messenger RNA from Penaeus indicus, 1757 nucleotides. Its product is annotated as proliferation-associated protein 2G4-like. Lineage: Eukaryota; Metazoa; Arthropoda; Malacostraca; Decapoda; Penaeidae. The record is from RefSeq and is a predicted model, not a curated record. The transcript has 7 exons. Bases 119 to 1264 code for a protein of 381 amino acids.